AUGUUUCAGAAGAACAUCAUGGCUGACCAGAACCUUCCCGAGAUGUCCGCCUCCGAUGUCAACUUCAUGUGUCACGUCUUCAUGCAUAUGACUGAAAAGCCGGUCAUUGACUGGAACAGCUUCGCGGUGGCCGCUGGCUUCAAGAGCGGGGGUGUCGCUCGUACUCGCUGGGGCCAGAUCAAGCGCAAGUUCACCCCGGCUAACCAGGCCACCUCCAAGAAGAAGGCCGCGCAGGCUUCUACCAGCACUCCGGCUUCUAGCUCCAAGGUUAAAAAGCCCACUGGACGAGUCGGCGCCAAGGGCACCAAGGGCAAGAAGAUUGUCAAGCACGAGGAGGACGAGGACGAGGAUGGUGAUGACAAGGCUAUCAUCAAGACCAAGGAAGAAGAAUUUGACAUCUAA
Messenger RNA from Colletotrichum fioriniae, 402 nucleotides. RefSeq lists its product as uncharacterized. Lineage: Eukaryota; Fungi; Ascomycota; Sordariomycetes; Glomerellales; Glomerellaceae. The record is from RefSeq and is a predicted model, not a curated record.